Messenger RNA from Haliaeetus leucocephalus (bald eagle), 2606 nucleotides. RefSeq names its product family with sequence similarity 126, member A (gene HYCC1). Gene Ontology annotation, biological process: phosphatidylinositol phosphate biosynthetic process; protein localization to plasma membrane. Bases 60 to 1607 code for a protein of 515 amino acids. Gene Ontology annotation, cellular component: plasma membrane. The transcript has 11 exons. The record is from RefSeq and is a predicted model, not a curated record. Lineage: Eukaryota; Metazoa; Chordata; Aves; Accipitriformes; Accipitridae.
CUUGCUCCCUGUAAUCCCAAAAGCCAUCAGGCUGAAGGUUUUGGAACGGAUGUUGGAAGAUGUUAGCUGUGGAUACUGGGGUUGUGGAGGAGUGGUUAUCAGAGUUCAAGACACUGCCAGAAGCAUCCAUAUCCAGCUAUGCUACAAACUUGAAAGACAAGAGUGCUUUGAUUUCAUCUCUUUACAAAGUAAUUCAGGAGCCACAGAAUGAACUUCUGGAACCAGUUUGUCAUCAGCUCUUUGAGUUCUAUCGCAGUGGUGAGAAACAAUUGCUACGAUUCACGCUGCAGUUUCUACCGGAAUUGAUGUGGUGCUAUCUUGCUGUCUCAGCCAGCAGAGAUUUGCAGAGCAGUGGAUGUAUAGAGGCUCUUCUCCUAGGAAUUUAUAACUUGGAGAUAGUUGACGAAGAGGGACAUAGCAAAGUGCUGAGUUUCACGAUUCCAUCUUUGUCCAAACCUUCAGUCUAUCAUGAACCUUCCAGCAUUGGCUCCAUGGUUCUCACUGAAGGAGCUUUAUCGCAGCAUGGUUUGUCCAGGGUUGUAUACAGUGGACCUCAUCCUCAGAGGGAGAUGUUAACAGCACAGAACAGGUUUGAAGUGCUGACUUUCCUUCUGCUCUGUUACAAUGCUGCCUUAAGCUACAUGCCUGCAGUUUCUCUUCAGUCAUUGUGUCAAAUUUCUUCAAGAAUUUGUGUCUGUGGAUAUCCUCGCCAACAAGUGAGAAAGUACAAGGGAGUCAACAGUAGGAUUCCAGUUUCAUCUGAAUUCAUGGUGCAAAUGCUAACAGGGAUUUAUUAUGCCUUUUAUAAUGGAGAAUGGGACCUGGCUCGUAAAGCUAUGGAUGACAUUUUGUAUAGAGCACAGCUGGAACUGUAUCCAGAACCUCUGCUGGUUGCUAAUGCAAUAAAAGCUUCACUGCCUCAGGGUGCCAUGAAAUCUAGCAAAGAAGGUACAAGAUGCAUUCAGGUUGAAAUUACACCUACUUCAUCCAGGAUAUCAAGAAAUGCUGUGACUAGCAUGUCUAUCCGAGGGCAUAGAUGGAAAAGGCAUGGUAAUACUGAUUUAGCAAUUCAAGAAGAACUGAUAGAAGUAUCUGAAACUGAUGAAGGUUUUUACUCUAGGGCUACCUCUAGUACAAGUCAGUCUGCCCUAUCUAACAGCAGCAACAUGAGCAGUAAGAACCUUUUAGGGAAGAGCCAACGAAGGUCUGGAGGAACCAAAGCUGGAGGAAAAGAAAAAGAAGGAGAAACCUGCAGAGAACACUUGUCACGAAAACAAACUCAGAGAGCCAUGAGUGAGAAUCUAGAGCUUGUCUCUCUGAAGAGACUAACACUGACAACUAGCCAGUCCCUGCCUAAGCCAGGCAGCCAUGGUCUGGCCAGAACGACCACUACUGUGUUUAGUAAAUCCUUUGAACAGGUCAGUGGUGUCACAGUUCCAAAUAAUCGUGGUGGUAUAUCCGGUACAGAGGCAAACAGGUUUUCAGCUUGCAGUCUUCAGGAAGAAAAACUGAUAUAUGGAACAGAAAGAACAGAUCUUCCAAUUUUAAGCAAACAACCUAAUCAGCAGCGACCUCCUAGUAUUAGCAUAACUUUGUCAACAGAUUGAUAUUAAAUUGGCAAGUAUGAAAAAUAAAAUAUUGAGGGUUUAUGCUGAUAUUGGUACAUUGGUACAUUAAGCUCCUUGAUAUGUUAUACAUUACUUUUGUAAACCUCAAGCCCAUAAAUUCUUAUUUGGCUCACGUUUGAUAGUAACAGUAAAUAGACAACAGUUGUAAUUAUUUUGCAUCAACUUCUAAUAGCUUGGGAAGUUCCUCUUUGACUUGCUGUAUUUAUACACCUGAUUGCUUACAGCUUCAUGUGAAGUUUACAGCUUCACCAAUUUAACAAGCAUUGAUAGGUUGUUUAGCCACUGACCCAGAUAUGUGGCUUUUUACAAAUGCACAGUACGGGAACAAGUAGAGCCUCUUUCCCAGACUCUACUUUUUGACUACCACUUGGCAUAGGCAAAACUGCAAGUACUUGUUUUACUUUAUAAGAGGAGUCUCGCAGUAUGGGCAUGAAAUCUUGGAACGGCUUUGUUAGAACAAACAUUCUUUUAUGUUAGUCAUGAGAAAGCUGUGCUUACAUGUAAGGUUAAAACUAGAAGCAUCAGUUCAGUGUUUGCUGUAUGGUGGUUUUGUAAUGUUAGUUAGUACACAUUGCAAUGUUCAUACUUCUUUAUGCCUAUAUGAGUCUGAAUUACAGAUGCAUUUUGGUUUUUCUAUAUGUCUUUUGAAACUGGGCCAAAAGUCAUACAGCAGCAGUAUUUGUGGAUGGGAGUUCUUGUCAGCUGCUGUAGUAGUCACUCUUUAGACUUACAAGUUGUGUGACAGACUCUGUCUGUCUUUCAGAUUCUUAAAUAUCAGGCACAAAACUACUCACUGAAAAGUCGCUGUCAUCAGUAUUUUUAUUAUUUAUGGGGAAGAGAUGUGCUUCUGUAACAAUGUUACAUAGGAGAUAAGGUAUGAGCCCUUUGCACUGACUCAAGCAAAUCAGGAGUGUGAAUGUGUUUAACAUGAACUUCUUAUCUUGAGAAUACUACCAAAGGAUGCAUACUUUCAGUAAU